UGUCAUAAAGUGUUACUAAUUGCAGUUUUUAUAUACUCAGUCGUCUAUGUAACGAUUUUUAAAAAUAUUAUGCUAUAAAGUAACAGAAGUUAAAUAUAAAUAGUUCUCAUUGUUCACAAAAAUGGUAGUUGGAGCUUUUCCUAUUGCAAAGCUAUCUGUGCUACUAAUUAAACAGAUCAGUAAACCUAUUGCAAAUAUGUGUAAAGAAAGAGCCAAAAAUAGUCCUUUUUUCAGGACUUAUGUUUGUAUGCCGCCAGCCCAAUUUUAUAACUGGUGUGAAGUAAAAGCAAAAAUGUGGAUUUUGAAUUUAGGAAAACCUGUCAAUAUACCAGUACUCAGCCAGGAAAUGGCAAUCGAACUGGGGGCAAAUCUUCUUGGUGAAACUGUAAUUUUCGUUAUUGGUGCUGGUCUUUUAAUUGUUGAAUAUAAUAGGCAAGGCAAUAAGGAGACAGCAAAGGAGGAAAAACGUGAACAAGAAAUGAAGCAUAUACUUGGAACUAUUACUGAUCUUUUCUUCACAGUUCAACAGCAACAAACACAAUUGAGGGAGUUGGAAAGAAUCAUACAAUCAAUGGAUGUCAAAAAACCACCUUCUCCACAACAACCACCAGCACCAACAUCGCCACCUAAAGGACCCACUAUUAAAGAACCACAGAGUGUAUCAAACACACCACAACUGCAAAACAUUAACUAUGAUAGGUACUAUGUUCCCCGCACACCUUACCCUGACAAAGGUAUUAUUCUGCAAUCACUCAAUUAUAUACAAAUGGAUGUUUUUAGUUCCCUUUUCAAAGCUCCUGAAACAGAAAAGGAACCAGAGCCUGAAACACCUACAAAUCAUAAAAGAGAACCAGCAGUUUUGUCACAAGCUUUGUACAACAUUGAGAACAACUUUAGAAGUUUAUUUUAAAGUAGUUUUCAUUUUUAUUGUUUGUGAUAUGUAUAAUUUAUUGCUUAUUUAUUUUUAGUGGUUAAAGUUUGUAGGCACUUUUCUCCGGGGUUCCAAUAAAGGGAAAUAUCCAUAAGCAUUAAAUCAAUGUAAGGAAAGUUUAAUGUUGAAAUGUGUUUUAUUACUGUCUUGUUAAAAUUGAAGUUUUUUGUUACCCUACUGCAUAGCUUAUUGUAAGAAUAGCAAGUGUAGAUGUUAUAAUAUAUAGCACUAAUUAUAUUGCUAUUUAGAAGUAGAUAAAUAAA
Papilio polytes (common Mormon) is the source of this 1194-nucleotide messenger RNA. Its product is annotated as optic atrophy 3 protein homolog. Gene Ontology annotation, biological process: regulation of lipid metabolic process. Gene Ontology annotation, cellular component: mitochondrion. The record is from RefSeq and is a predicted model, not a curated record. The transcript has 4 exons. The coding region runs from base 122 to 910 and encodes 262 amino acids. NCBI's taxonomy places the organism in Eukaryota, Metazoa, Arthropoda, Insecta, Lepidoptera, Papilionidae.